UUCCCCGGCCCGUACAAGAACAAUGUCGACCUCCAUUUCCCUCCUCAUCCCUCCAAUUCUGGCUUUAAGCUGCUGCAGCCUCCUCCUCCUCUUUCCCCCAAUAUCCGCCGCGGAUUUCAAUCGAGAAUUCGAUCUGACAUGGGGACAAGGCCGCGCCCACAUACUCGACAACGGCCAACUCCUCACCCUUACUCUCGACCGCACCUCCGGCUCCGGCUUCCAGUCCAAGAACCACUACCUUUUCGGCAAACUCGACAUGCAGCUCAAGCUCGUCCCCGGCAACUCCGCCGGCACCGUCACCGCCUACUUCCUCAAGUCAGGGGGAGCGGCAUGGGACGAGAUUGACUAUGAGUUCCUGGGGAACUUGUCUGGCCAACCUUACACCCUCCACACAAACGUAUUCACCAACGGAAAAGGCGACAGGGAGCAACAGUUCCGUCUCUGGUUUGAUCCCACCGCCGAUUUCCACACUUACUCCAUCCUCUGGAACCCCAACACCAUCGUUUUCUCGGUUGACGGGAACCCGAUAAGAGAAUUCAAGAACCUGGAGGCGGCCGGGGUUCCUUUCCCGAAAUCACGGCCGAUGAGGCUGUACUCGAGCCUAUGGAACGCCGACGAUUGGGCGACCAGAGGUGGGUUGGUGAAGACGGAUUGGUCCAACGCUCCAUUCGCGGCCUCGUACAGAGAUUUCAGAGCAGGGGAGGUAUGCGUUUGGAGGGGCGGUGAGACGUCGACGUUUUGUACUCCACCUGCUGCCACGUCCGGGUGGCUGAAUCAGCGGCUGGAUUCGAUGAGCCAGCAGAAGCUGAGAUGGGUACAGACCCACUAUAUGAUUUACAACUACUGUACCGACACCAAGCGCUUCCCUCAGGGACCCCCAACAGAGUGCAAUACUGCUGCACACUAAAAACAAAUCAUCAUCAAUACUAUAAAAAAACAAAAUAAACAUAUAGCUAAGCUAAGGUGUUGGUUACUCUACUCUACGAAUGGUAGAUGUGUACUUGUGUAAUAUAUUACUAAGAAAAACAUGUAUGAGAAGGCUUGCCAAGUUGUAUAGGAAUUUCAACAACUAUAUAAAGAAAGCUGAGUUUGUAAC
Molecule: messenger RNA, 1096 nt
Organism: Linum trigynum
Lineage: Eukaryota; Viridiplantae; Streptophyta; Magnoliopsida; Malpighiales; Linaceae
Source: the annotation of a GenBank genome assembly